Molecule: messenger RNA, 907 nt
Organism: Eremomyces bilateralis CBS 781.70
Lineage: Eukaryota; Fungi; Ascomycota; Dothideomycetes; Eremomycetales; Eremomycetaceae
Product: vacuolar protein sorting 55
Exons: 3
Coding region: 148-534 (128 amino acids)
Biological process (GO): late endosome to vacuole transport via multivesicular body sorting pathway
Cellular component (GO): Vps55/Vps68 complex; endosome
Source: RefSeq, a predicted model, not a curated record
CCGCCUUGCAGAUGCGACGAUUGCUAUACCGGUAGUACCUAGAAUCGGUCCGACGAUAUCGCCUUUCCCGUCUAUCCCGUACCCUUCAAAGUCUACCCGCGCUUCCCCAUCAACCGUCGUUGCUCUAGGACAUCCUCCGUCGUCAAGAUGACGGCCGGCUUGAAGACUAUCAUCGCCCUCUCCUUCGUCCUUGCGAUCGGUUUCCUCCUGGUCAUCCUAUCCUCCGCCCUGUGGAAGAACUACCUGCCCUUGCUCGUCGUCGCAACAUACGUAAUCGCGCCCGUCCCGAACUGGUUGUGUGGACGAGCCGCCAGCCAUGACGACUUUAUGGAGAGCUCCGGGAGUGCAGUGGUCGACUUUGGGAAGUUCUUGACCGGGUUUUUCGUUGUAAUGGGAAUCGCGCUACCCGCCUUGCUCGCCCACACUGGAGAUAUUGUCUAUCAGGCUAUGGUCAUGUCCAUUGUCGGCGGUCUCCUGAUUUACGGCACCAUCAUUACUUUCACCAUGUUCUUUCAAGAAGAGCAGGACUUCUGAAGCGUUGUGACAGACUGUAGUGUUACAUUACAUAUAUGGAUUAAAUCGGGUGUUCCAGUUGGCAGUGCGUUUGGAUCAGGAUCAUAGCGUAUCGAAUUAUUCGAACAGCACGGAUUUCAAUAUCAAGGCGUUGUAUGUCACCGUGUAUCAUUCGAAAUGAACGGUAAAUCUUUAUAAUGACCAGCGCGCAAAGCCAAACGCCGACAUAUGUCGCUAGCAAAGGUAUACACGACUCCUGUUACUCCAUGCCAGUUAUCUGUACACGUAACGGUACCAGCCCCCUAUUAGACAACCCAAGCGGACAUUUCCAGAUUGGUCACAGGGCAAGAUUAUAGGUAUACUCGUCUUCCAUAUUUUGAGCGACCCAUAGGAC